AUGACUCGACCUCAUUCUACCCAUCAUCACGCUGCAGAAGUCUCGGCCGAUAUGAGCGAACUUGAACGCGAGAAAUUUUCUAGUCGAGCUUCCCAUCAUGAGCAGAUCGAUAAGGAGCUUUCUCAUUAUAUUGCCGAUGUCGCGGUGGAAAUAUCCAGCGAACGCAACAAGGAGCUUGUGCGUAAGCUAGACAAGCGCGUCCUACCCGUCCUCAUUGUUGCUUGUCUUCUGCAGGCCCUCACUCAAAGCACCCUGCCGUUUGCAUCAAUCAUGGGUUUGAUCGAAGAUACGGGCAUGCGAAGGCCCGAUGGGAGAACGUCCCAACAGUACUCCUGGCUGACGACUGGCAUGUACCUUGUCAUGCUGGUGGCCGAAUAUCCUCAGAACUAUAUCAUAUCGAAGGCUCCUCUUGCAAAAUAUCUAGGUUUCUGCAUGAUAUGUGAAGGUUUCAUUGUAGCCUCCCAUGCCGCUUGUGUGAAUUUCACAGGUCUGAUUAUCGGGAGGUGCCUGCUUGGGAUUUUCGAAGCGGCAUGUCAGCCAUGCUUGGUGCUGAUAUCUGUAAUGUGGUACCGUAAAGAAGAGCAAGUUGUGCGAAUCCCAAUCUGGUACAUGAUGUCUGGGGUACAGCAAAUCAUCGGAGGUUUCCUGGCCUAUGGCUUUACAUACAUUAGCAAAGGACCGCUUGCUGCCUGGAAGUGGUGGUUUAUAUUCAUUGGCGUCGUUUUAGUUAUCUGGGGAUUGUUCAUCAUGUACUGGCUACCUGACUCCCCAACGCGUGCCAAAUGCUUCACAGUCGAGGAAAAGCGUGACAUGAUCGAGCGUGUCCGUGACAACCAGACGGGCAUUCAAAACGAAAAAUUCAAGCGCGAGCAAGUGGUUGAAGCCCUGCUCGACCCACAGGUUUGGGCCUAUUCUGUUAUCAACCUAUGCACCACAUUGCCUACGGUUGGAUUGUCAUCAUUUGCGAACAUCAUAAUCAAAAGUUUUGGAUAUUCAGCGAGGAAUAGCCAACUAUUGUCGAUGCCUCUUGGACUCUAUGUAAUGAUUAUCCUUCUUUCGGCCUCUUGGUUUGCCAAGAGAACAAACCAAAAUGUGCUCGUGAUGCUCGUGUAUAUGAUCCUGUCUUUUGUAGGAACGAUUCUUCUUAUGACUCUCUCAGAGAAUACAAAGAGCCAGCGCAUUGGUCUCCUUUUGUGCUAUUACAUCACCUUUUCUUUCUGGGCGACUACAGCUCUGAGCCUGUCAUUGCUAUCGAGGAACAUUGCUGGACAGACUAAGAAGAUGGUCACCCUCACGCUCACAUUCAUCAUGUGGGCUGUUGGCAAUACUGUUGGACCCCAGGUCUUUCUGGCGUGGGAUGGCCCGCGAUACUUCAUAGCAUUCGCAACCCAUCUUGGAUGCUACUCUGUCCUGGUAGCUGUCCUGGUUGUCUUACGUUGGUAUUUGCAGAAACAGAAUAGUUAUAGAGAUCGUAUGGCUGCAGAAGGAGUGCAGGAGGCAGAUCCCAAGGACAGAUCUAGGGCUUUUGACGACCUGACCGACAAAGAGAAUCUGUCUUUUAGGUACGUGUUCUAA
Molecule: messenger RNA, 1575 nt
Organism: Penicillium manginii
Lineage: Eukaryota; Fungi; Ascomycota; Eurotiomycetes; Eurotiales; Aspergillaceae
Product: major facilitator superfamily domain-containing protein
Exons: 5
Coding region: 1-1575 (524 amino acids)
Biological process (GO): transmembrane transport
Cellular component (GO): membrane
Molecular function (GO): transmembrane transporter activity
Source: RefSeq, a predicted model, not a curated record